Ascoidea rubescens DSM 1968 is the source of this 2439-nucleotide messenger RNA. It is a transcript of the gene SKO1, whose product is annotated as Sko1p. Gene Ontology annotation, molecular function: RNA polymerase II cis-regulatory region sequence-specific DNA binding; DNA-binding transcription factor activity, RNA polymerase II-specific. Gene Ontology annotation, biological process: regulation of transcription by RNA polymerase II. The transcript has a single exon. The record is from RefSeq and is a predicted model, not a curated record. Bases 1 to 2439 code for a protein of 812 amino acids. NCBI's taxonomy places the organism in Eukaryota, Fungi, Ascomycota, Saccharomycetes, Ascoideales, Ascoideaceae.
AUGAACUCGAAGACUAACCUUCCUCCAUCGUCCACAGUGUCGACACUUACAACAACAAUAUCGCAGGACUCUUCCUCCAGCUCGCUCAGUCGAAUCAACAAAAAGAGAUCUAUUGACUAUGAGCCCAAUCCCUUUGAGCAGUCCUUUGCUCAGACAAAAAUCUCCGAUGAUACAUCUUCCUCAAAAAACCCUUCGGCUUCUUUCAACAGUCUGUCGAACCCAAACAACUUAGGUCAUAAUAGCAAUACCAACAUCAAUAGCAAUAACAACAGCAGUAAUUUCAAUAGUAAUAUUGCUAGCAGUGCUAGUAGCAGUAGUAGUAGUGGAAGUAACAACCUAUCUAUCACUGCUAAAAAACCCAAUAUUCCUUCGUCCGCUGGUAUUUUUACUCCUGGUGGAUCAAGAACGUUACCACCUUUGAUACCAACUUCUCCAAAUUCAAAUUCUCUUCAUGCUCCAAACUUCUUUACUCCAGGUUCUUGGAAUUUUUUCAACUCGAAUAACCCUAACAACCCCAAUAGUGCCAAUAACAAUAACAACGCCAGUAAUAACAACACCAGUAAUAACAACAACAACAAUAACAAUAACAAUAACAAUAACACCAAUAAUUCUAUAAAUAAUACAAACAAAAACAACAUGUCAAUGUCCCCCGGUUUCAAUUUGAAUCUAAAUGCAACAAUGUCCAGCUCUAAUCUCUUUUUUAGAACUAAAAGUUCCAGUGCUUUGACUCCCAAUGAAAGUGGCAUAAGAUCUGGCUUAACACCAGGCUUAUCAUCAAGUAACUUACUCAACAUUCCAGGUUUCAAUACCCCAAGCAUAUUAACUCCAGGUCUUUCUUCUAUUUUUGGCAUACCCUCAUCAAAUAUAAAUGACAAUAGCACCACUACUGCUACUAAUAAUAACAAUACUAAUCCCAAUAAUAAUUCUAAUAAUAGCUCAAACAAUACCUUGAAUACUAUUCAUGAAUCUGCAAUUCUUGAAAAUGACGGUAUCAUUAAUACGGAGUUUGAUAACAAUAAUAAUAAUAAUAAUAAUAAUAUCAAACCAAACAACGACACCAACGACAAUAUUCUCAAUAAUAAUGAUUCCGAUAACAAUAAAAACACAAAGUCUGAUAUUAACAGCAGUUUUAUUGAUCCUCCAUCCAUCUCAACUCAAAAUACAGACUCAACUCUAGAACUCAGCUCUGCCUCCAAUCAUAAUUUCUCUUCAAAUGACACAAAUCUUAUUGAAAACAACAACAUAAAAAAUUCAAUCAAUAAUAACCAAAAUGAUAAAAGCAAUGAUAUUGGUAAUAUUGCUAUUAAAAGAUCUCAGUCGGAUUUAAAUAAUGACGAUAUAGAACUAACUCAAAUCACUAAUUCUCCUAAAAAGAGAAAAUUAUCUAUUUCAAACCCAUCAUAUACUCCUUCUUUUGAUUCACCAAAUUUGAAAAGGGAAUUCAAAUCUUUAAUCUCUUUGGACAAUAAUAAUAAUAACAAUAACAAUAACAAUAAUAACGAUAGCAAUAGCAAUAGCAAUAGCAAUAACAAUAAUAAUAAUAGUAAUAGUAAUAAUAAUAAUAUCCCUGAUAAAAUGCAAAAAUCAAAUACUCAAAAAGUUCCAUCUACUCCUCAAAAUAAUUCCUUUUCUUCUCGAGAUAUUUCAAUUUCUAAAACUAAUAGUAACAAAAAUCACAAUACUGAAAUCAACCUUGAUAACAACUCUCCAACUCAAAGCUCAAAUAUAAAGAAUUCAAAAUUUUCAAGUUCAAAUUCAAAUUCAAACUCAAGUGCAAGUUCUACUUCAAGUUCAAAUUCUAAUUCAAACUCACAUUCACGCUCUAAUUCUAAUUUGAACUCAAAUUCUUCAAAUGGCUCCAACUCUUCAAAUAAAAAAAAGAAAAAGGAUUCAAACCUAACCGAAGAAGAAAAACGUAAAAAUUUCCUUGAAAGAAAUAGAGUAGCUGCUUCAAAAUGUAGACAAAGAAAAAAACAAAUGAUGAUUCAAUUACAAAAUGAUUUAACUUUCUAUCGAGAUAAUUACACAAAUCUUAAAAAUGAAAACGAUCAACUAAAGGAACAAUUAUUAAGUUUAAAAAACUUCUUUUACAAUAAUAAAGACUCAGAGCCUUUUAUUAACGCUAUUGGGGGCUACGAAACUUUUAUCCAACUAGUUAAUCUUGUUGAUUUUAACCCCUUAAAUCAAAACAUGAUGAAUGCAAAUCAAAUGCCUUCUGUGCAAAAAAUGCUGCCUCAAUUAAUGAGAAAUUUACAGUCAAAUAAUCAAAGAUUACCUUUCCUAAUUCCUGCUAGCCUUCCUUCCCUACAAAACCCUGCUGCGGUUGCUCUACAGGCCUUGGGUCCUGUUCAAGCUGUUCCUAAUGUUCAGAAUGUCCAGAAUGUUCAAAAUUUAAUGCAACAACAGCAAGAUCCUUCUCAAUUAUUAAACAACCAAUAG